AUGCUGACUCAACAGCCACAAAUUAAAACUGCAGGUUGUUUAAUCAUUGGUGAUGAAGUAUUGAAUGGGAAAAUCCUUGACACUAAUUCAUAUAAUUUUGCUAAAUUUUGUUUCAAUAACCUAACUAUUCCUCUCAAACGAACGAUUGUUUGUGGUGAUGAAGCAGAUGAUAUCUCGGUAUCAUUGAAUAAUUUAAUUAAACAAGAUGAGAUAGAUUUUAUCAUUACGUCCGGUGGAUUGGGAAGCACUCAUGACGAUAUAACAUACAAAACUUUGAGUGAUUAUUUUGAUCUAGAUUAUGCAUUGGAUAAUGAGGUGGUAGAAAGAAUGCAAACGCUUCGUAAAGACUAUUUAUCCAAAUUGAAUGAAGAUCAAUUAAAUGCAUUCUACAAAAUGGCUACAUUGCCAACAAAUAAAGUAGGAUCAAAUGCAACAGUGAGAAAAAUAUUUGUUGAUGACGAUUUAUGGUUUCCAGUGGUUGUGAUUAAUGAGCAAGUUUUUAUUCUUCCUGGUGUACCAAAGCUUUUCACUAGAUUGUUGAAUGAUUUAGAAAAGGUUUUGAAACCAAGAAUCCGACCAACAAGUUUAAUUCGAAGAUACGUAUUAACUAAAUCCGGUGAAUCAAAAUUAGCACCUUAUUUGACUAAUUUACAAAAUGAUUGCGAUGAAAAAUACGGAAAAGGAAAUUUAAAGAUAGGAAGUUAUCCUCAUAUGGGACAAAAUGUUAAUACGAUCAGUGUCAUAGGGAAAAAUUUGGAGAAAACCGAUUUGGAUUGGGUGAUUGAAGAUUUAUUGAAAAGAGUAGACGGGGACGCUAGAGAGAUAUCACAAGUGGAAGAAGAUGAAUUAACCAAUGCGUAA
Molecule: messenger RNA, 861 nt
Organism: Lodderomyces pseudojiufengensis
Lineage: Eukaryota; Fungi; Ascomycota; Pichiomycetes; Serinales; Debaryomycetaceae
Exons: 1
Coding region: 1-861 (286 amino acids)
Source: RefSeq, a predicted model, not a curated record